Molecule: messenger RNA, 510 nt
Organism: Cladophialophora psammophila CBS 110553
Lineage: Eukaryota; Fungi; Ascomycota; Eurotiomycetes; Chaetothyriales; Herpotrichiellaceae
Exons: 3
Coding region: 1-510 (169 amino acids)
Molecular function (GO): oxidoreductase activity, acting on the CH-CH group of donors; flavin adenine dinucleotide binding
Source: RefSeq, a predicted model, not a curated record
AUGUCAGACUCACACUCGAGGUCAUUCGGCGACAAGGACCGUUGGGCUGAACCGGCCUGGUACAACGCUCUUGACUCGCCUUACUACAAUGAUAGUCACCGAGCACUACGAGAAUAUGUGAGGUCGUAUAUCGACACCCGCGUCUUGCCAUUUGCAGACAAAUGGGGGGAGAAAGGUGAGGUCCCUCGGGAGGAGACGACCAAAUUUGCCAUGGCAGGGCUAGCAUUCCCCGAGAUCCCCAAAGAGCAUCGACCUGGCAUCCAACUCCCGGUCGGUGUUGGGAUAACGAAUGGGAUAUAUCCAUCUUAUGAUAUUGCACGGCGAAACGGCAAGGGUGCAUGUCGGCGCCACGGCCGGUCUUGCGCGCAGUUCCACAAUAGGUGCACCGCCGAUCGUCGAAUUUGGAACGGCGGAGCAGAAGGGGCGCUGGCUUCCUUGAAUCUUCACUGGAGAAUCGAGCCACUGCUAGGGGCGACCGAGAAAACCGGUAAACGAGAUUUCCGAACUUGA